GUUUUGUUUUUUUUAAACCACACGUUGAGCUGAAGUCAUGGCUGCCAAAAUGGAGCUUGCUCCUCUCAGACCGUGGAAUGACUUCUUCCCCGGAGCGGACCGAUUCUCUAAACCAGAGUUCGGAGAUUUAACUAAAUGGAACAACAGAGUAAUCAGCAAUUUGAUGUACUACCAGACCAAUUAUUUUGUCGUGGCCUUGGUGGUUUUCCUUAUUGUGGGGUUCCUGAACCCCUUUGGCAUGUUUCUGGGCGGUGCUGUGGUCUCGCUGGUCUUCGCUGGUUCCGUGUGGGCCGGGGAAAACAAGGCUACAAUCAAGAACUUUAAGAGGAAGAACCCCACUCUGUUUGUCACCGUCGUCAUGGUCACCAGUUACUUUGUGCUGUCGCUGUGUGGAGGUGUCAUGGUCUUCGUCUUUGGGAUCACUUUUCCUUUGCUGUUGAUCCUGAUCCAUGCAUCUCUGAGACUGCGCAACAUGAAGAACAGGCUGGAGAACAAGAUUGAAGGCGUUGGGCUGAAGAAGACCCCUAUGGGCAUGCUAAUGGAUCUUCUCGACCAGCAGGAGGAGAAGAUUAACAAGAUUCAGGAUUUUAUUGAGAGUAAACUGAAGGAGUAAUGCUCAAGCCACCCGAGUGCCAAAGAGAGCAAGUGUAAUACAGAAGGGUUUGAAAUGGUUUCAGCAUUAUCCCAUGUGUCAACAUUUUUACAGCUUGCACAUGUAAAAUUACGGUUAUUUGCAUUCCCACUUUUUAUCCAUUUCAGUUUCAGUUGUCAUGUAUUUGUGUUAGCUUUCAUAAAGUGUACAGAUUAACAUUUGUGUUAGCAGGACGUUGAGAGUCAAUGUGCCCUACCUAAGGUUUGAUAUUCCAAAGUUCAAACAUGUCUCAAAUCAACUCAUUUUUGCUUUUGAUAUUUGGUUUGUUGUACAUUAUGACUAUGUAUUUCAGCAAAAUUAUGAUGAUCUCAGCAAAACAAGUAAAUAGAUGAUAAAAGUUGUUUAAAAAAAAAAACCUUAAUCUGUUUACUACCUCAGAAUGAGCGCAUUUGUCUUUCAAGUCAUUUAUUUAACCCAUAUUAAACCAAUUACAUAAGUCCUCGAAAGUGUACACACCCCUCAAAAAACAACAAAAAAACUGAUUUUUUGUAACCUAAGAAUUAUUCAAAAUACAUUUUAACCCUUUUCCAGUUUUCAUGUAACAAAUAUCAUGCAAAAUUCAACUGAAAAACAAAAGUUCAGAGGAAAAUAUAAGAAAAUAAAAGAAACCUGUAAUAUUAUGCUGGCAUAAGAGUGCACACCUUUAGCUUAAUACUUUCUUGACGUGUCCUUUAAUUAUAUUCUUGGGUACACACCUAAUAUUAGUCAUAGUAAAUGUGAUUGACCAGAAAUAAAGAUCAGCUGUCAUUUUUGGAUUUUUCUGUAAUUUGUUCAUUUGCAACCUAAAAAGUGAUCCAAAUUAUCUUCUUAAACAAAAGUAUAAUUUAGCAGAGGAAUACAAAAAGAAGUCCACAUUAUAACAUAUACCAAAGUAUAGUGGAGACAGUCAUAAAUAACUGCCAAAAUAGGGGUUGCAAAACACAAUCAUUUAAGCUUUGGACCCAGCUGAAUAACCCAUAGCCUUGUGGGAGAAUAUAUGGUAUGAGGAAACUAGCCUUCUGCUCGUGGUCUAACUGUUCAAAUCAAAAACUCUGGUAUCUUAACUGGAGUGUGUACACUUUUAAAAGCCACAGAUUAUACCCAAUGCCCACUUAAAUGCUGGUUGAAUGGUAAUCUUGUUUCUAGGAGCUGCAUAAAUACUGAUCUGAUACCAGUUUGUUGCUUUGUUAAAUAUGCUUUUAUUGCCUGACCAUUAAUACAGCGGUGUUUUUAUCUUUUAAAAGUUUAUGUGUACAGCUCCUGGCCAAACUGUCUGGCCUUAGUAUAUACCCUCUAAUUACAGCUAUGCAAUACUGAAAAACGAAUGGCCAAUGCAUCUUUAUUGUAUGCAUAUAAAGUCAGCAUAUAUAUAAGCCUGUUUAUUCCAGUGUAACUUUUCUUAAUAACUGCAGGCAGAAAUCUUAAAAUGGCAGCAAGGCCUGAGUGAACACGUUAUGACAGACGCCUUGUUCCUUUUUCACUAUUAGGUCAAAUUAAACCUUUCAUCUGUAACAUGUAUUUAUUAUAUGCUGCUUAUACUGACAAUUUGAUUUUUUUGCUGUUUACAAAUGCACAAUGACUGAAUGCUAUGCAUGCUAAGUUUACAGAUGUUCCAUAGGAGAGAUUUGGAUGUGUUAUAGAUGCUACAUACACACAAUGUAAAAAUUCUAAUCAACUUUUUCAUUGUUUUAAAAAAAGUAAUGAAAUUUAUUGGCACCUGAAAAUGAGACAUGUUUGUCUUCUGUAAAUUUAAUUUGCACAGUCAUGAUAUGAAUACAGAGAUUAAUAAACAGAUUUUGUUCUUG
Messenger RNA from Girardinichthys multiradiatus, 2436 nucleotides. Its product is annotated as PRA1 family protein 3-like. Gene Ontology annotation, biological process: negative regulation of transport. Gene Ontology annotation, cellular component: membrane. The transcript is spliced from 3 exons. Bases 38 to 613 code for a protein of 191 amino acids. The record is from RefSeq and is a predicted model, not a curated record. Lineage: Eukaryota; Metazoa; Chordata; Actinopteri; Cyprinodontiformes; Goodeidae.